Messenger RNA from Symbiodinium pilosum, 789 nucleotides. NCBI's taxonomy places the organism in Eukaryota, Dinophyceae, Suessiales, Symbiodiniaceae. The record is from the annotation of a GenBank genome assembly.
AUGGUCAUCACUCGUAGCAGGACGCUUGCCGCAGUUGCACUGGGCGCUUGCGCCUGGUUUGGUCACUAUGCUUUCAUGCAGAUAGCGGGCGCGCAGCAUCCUACAGUCACAAGCAACGUGCGUGGCUUGCGACUGGGUGCUCCAGAAAGGCAGGGAAUGGCAAGCUCGGGUGUGUCAGCUGCAGCAGCAGCCACGGUCGCAGCAUGCCUCGUCGGCGUUGCGCUGCGCACGCCGCGAACCAGCUCCGUGCCGCGCAAGCUGUUUUUUGGUGGAGGUCGAGAUCCAUCUCCAGAUGAUGUGACAACCAAGGUCUUCUUCGACAUCACCAUUGGCGGUCAGUCUGCUGGACGCGUUGUCUUCGGACUGUACGGCGAUAUUGUCCCAAAGACGGUCGAGAACUUCCGCACGCUUUGCGAGAAACCCCAGGGCCAGGGCUUCAAAGGCUGCCCCUUCCACCGCAUCAUUCCAGGCUUCAUGUGCCAGGGUGGCGAUUUCACAAACUUCAACGGCACCGGUGGCCGCAGCAUUUAUGGCAACAAGUUCGAGGAUGAGAACUUUGAGCUGAACCACACGAAGCCAGGCCUCCUCAGCAUGGCAAAUGCUGGGCCAAACACAAAUGGCUCGCAGUUCUUCAUCACUGUGGCACCCACCGACUGGCUCAAUGGCAAACACGUUGUCUUCGGCGAGGUUCUGGAAGGAUAUGACGUGGUGCAGAAGAUGGAGUCCAUGGGAUCUCAAUCGGGCAGGUGCAGAGCAGAGGUUGCUAUCUCUGAUGCAGGUGUGGUCUAA